Molecule: messenger RNA, 1175 nt
Organism: Apodemus sylvaticus (European woodmouse)
Lineage: Eukaryota; Metazoa; Chordata; Mammalia; Rodentia; Muridae
Product: serine protease 28-like
Exons: 5
Coding region: 195-1019 (274 amino acids)
Biological process (GO): proteolysis
Molecular function (GO): serine-type endopeptidase activity
Source: RefSeq, a predicted model, not a curated record
CUACCCUGAGCAGGGAGAUACAGAGGCCCAUGUUUUGAGUGUUGUCUUGGUUUCAGGAAAAGUCCACCAAGCCCAAUCCAGUUUUUCAGGAUGAUAAAGAGAGUUGUUUUGGGGGUGGCCAGUGGGAGGAGCCACAGCAUUUCUCACCUGUAGUGGCUGAGGCCCUGCACUUCCCAGAGCCCCCUCCCCUGCAGAUGUUCCAGCUGUUGCUCCUGGCGCUCUCCUUCCUGGAAAGCCCCGUGUUCAUGGCCUCUGUCUCUGUCUCCAGAAGUAAGCCAGUGGGAAUUGUGGGGGGUCACCGUACCCCACCAGGCAGGUGGCCAUGGCAGGUCAGCCUGAGAACCUACGAUUACAAGGCAAGCUCCUGGGUGCACAUCUGUGGGGGCUCCAUCAUCAGCCCACAGUGGAUUCUGACUGCUGCCCACUGCAUCCAAAGCCAGGAUGGCGACCCAGCCUCGUUCCGGGUCCAGGUGGGGGAAGUAUACCUCUACAAGGAACAGGACCUUCUGAACAUCAGCAGGAUCAUCAUCCACCCCGACUUCAACCAAUUCAGUAAGAGGUUUGAUGUGGCCUUGAUGCAGUUGACUGCCCACCUGGUCCCCUCCACACACGUCAGUCCGGUCUCUCUGCCAAAUGAAAGCUCAACCUUUAACUCAACUGACCAGUGUUGGCUGGCUGGCUGGGGCAAUGUUCACCAAAAUGUGGCUCUGCAGCCUCCCUAUCAACUGUAUGAGGUGAAGAUCCCAAUUCAGGAUAACGAGAGCUGUAAGCGGGCUUAUAGGAAGAAAAUGCCUGAUGAAUCCCAAAGUGUGGCCAUGUUUGAUGACAUGCUAUGCGCUGGCACCUUAGGCCGAGGCCCCUGUUUUGGUGACGCCGGGGGUCCCUUGGUCUGCCUGAAGAGCAACAAGUGGGUACAGGUAGGCGUGGUCAGCAUAGGCGUAGAGUGCAGCCUAAUUGAUCUGCCAUCAGUCUUCUCGAGAGUCCAGAGCUCCUUAGCCUGGAUCCAUCAGCACAUCUAGUGGACGUGUCUCCCGGCUGCUGCCCAACAUCAGAGACAGCUUCUUGACUCCUCUGAUCUUCCCUUCCUGGAUCCUUCCUUGUCCUGCCUUCUUCCCUGGCCUGUCCUUCCCUGCUGACAAGAAUGCCCAGGAAAUCCCAGUGUGGGGUUGGGCUGC